AGCCGCUCACAGGGGCUGCGGGGGUUUGACCGAGUCAGCGGCGGAUAGGGAAGCCUCGCCACAGAAUAAAACAUCACAUUCUCUCAGUGCACAGAGAGUCAAAACACAAAAAAUACAUCCCUAUUUAAACAAAAAAAAAUACACGCGCAAGAAGCCGCAAAAGGAGCGUAACCAUGAUCCGUUUCAUCCUUAUUCAAAACCGUGCUGGCAAAACCCGUCUGGCUAAGUGGUACAUGCAGUUUGACGACGAUGAAAAGCAGAAGCUCAUCGAGGAGGUUCACGCUGUUGUGACUGUUCGUGACGCGAAACAUACCAACUUUGUGGAGUUUCGAAACUUCAAGAUAAUCUACCGACGCUACGCUGGCCUCUACUUCUGCAUUUGCGUGGACGUCAAUGACAACAACCUGGUCUAUCUGGAAGCUAUCCACAAUUUUGUGGAGGUUUUGAAUGAAUAUUUCCAUAAUGUCUGUGAAUUAGAUCUUGUCUUCAACUUCUACAAGGUGUACACUGUGGUGGAUGAGAUGUUCCUAGCGGGAGAGAUCAGAGAAACGAGCCAGACCAAGGUGUUGAAGCAGCUGCUGAUGUUACAGUCCUUGGAGUGAAGUACAAAGGGAUGCUUCAGCGACAGAUAGCAGCUAUCUCUACCCAAGCUCCACUGGUGCAAGUGUGUAGGUGUGAGUUACUUGUAUGUAUGCGUGUGUGUGUGUGCGUAUGUGAGAGAGAGAGAGAGGAAUGAAUGGAAACUACAGGGAACAAUGAAGUUGACCGGUAACUGCAGGACGAUGACCACUUAGCCCACCUUCAACAUCUCUGUCACAAGUUAAUCUGGUCGUACACCACUCCCGUGCUUCUGGCUGUCUUGACUACUGAUUAAUCGGGAUUCCCCCAUACAUUCCUGGAUUUUGAACACAGCCCCGACAAGUUGACCUCAGAACCAGACAACACUUCAUUCCAAAGGACACAGGGUUCUGGAGUAAUGUAGCGGGUCAAGCAGCAUCUCAGGAGACCGUGGGGAGGUGAUGUUUCAGAUCGGGACUCGGAGUCCGAAGAAGGGCCACGACUUGAAACGUCACCAGAGAUACACACAAAAUGCUGUAGUAACUCAGCGGGUGAGGCAGCAUCUAGGGAGAGAAGGAAUGGGUGGCGUUUCGGGGCUCCCCCAUUCAUCCUGCGCAGAUCCCCCCCCCAUCCAUCCUGUACUCAAGAAGAAUGGGGGGAACAGUCAGAAGAAAGGUCUCGACCCGAAACGUUGCCUAUUUCCUUCGCUCCAUAGAUUCUACCUCACCCGCUGAGAUACUCCAGCAUUUUGUGUCUCGAUUUUAUCCGGCAUCUGCAGUUCCUUCUCACACGUCACCAGAGAUGCUGUUUUGACAAAGGCUCGAGAUGGAGCCCAACAGGAAUAAAUAGUUGCGAACUGUCAUGGUUCUAAUACCUAGCUGUGAAACGUCACCUCUCCAUGUUCUCCAGACAUGCUGCCUGACCCACUGAGCUACUCCAGCACUUUGUGCCCUUUUGUGUAAACCAGCAUCCGCUAUUCUUUGUUUCUGUUAAUACUUUAUUUCGAGCAAGCCAGCUCGAUAAGUCUAAAAUAUAAUACAUAUAUAAAUACACUACAUCGCCCCUGAUGUGGACCAAGCACCAGAUUGAGGAGUCCCUGGAAGAACACCUCACACAUAAAUGUGUAGUCUUUAAUUAAAAGCUGGUGUUAAUUAAUUAGAAAUUAAUAUAAAAGCAAAAUGGAAUUUUAAUAUUCUGUCCUCUGUUACAACUGCCCAUUUUCCCGUGGCUGCAGACAGCACCUCAAGUCAUUCAUACCAACACCAAUACACUGGUAGGAGGAACUGCAGAUGCUGGUUUACACCAAAGAUAGACACAAAAUGCUGGAGUAACUCAGCGGGACAGGCAGCAUCUCUGGAGACUGUGGGGAGGUUACGUUUCGGGUAAGGUCUGAGUCUGAACAAGGGGCUUGAUCCGAAAUGUCAUCUAUUCCAUUUAGAGUCGGAGUCAUAUAACGUGGAAACAGGCCCUUUGGCCCAACUUGUCCACACCGGCCAACAUGCACUAGUCCCACCUGCCUGCAUUUGGCCCAUAUCCCUCCAAACCUGUCCUAUCCAUGUACCUGUCUAACUGUUUCUUAAACGUUGCGAUAGUCCCUGCCUCAACUACCUCCUCUGAUGUUCCAUACACCCACCACCCUUUGUGUGAAAAAGUUACACCCCCCCCAGAUUCCUAUUAAAUCUUUUCAUCUCCACCUUAAACCCAUGUUCUCUGGUCCUCGAUUUGCCUACUGUGGGCAAGAGAUUCCAGAGAUGCUGCCUAACCCUGUGAAUUAUCCCAGCAUUUUGUGUCUAUCUCCAACAUACUAGUGAUGGGACCAAAUUUGAACAGAGUUUCUCGCAAAAGGAAUCUCAUUUGAAAUGUCAUGGUGAGCAAAGUACCAACAUGUUGUGUAAGAAAAGGUGAUGUUCUGAAGAAGGGUCUCGACCCGAAACGUCACCUUUUCCUUCUCUCCAUAGAUGCUGCCUCAUCCGCUGAGUUUCUCCAGCAUUUUUGUCUACCUUCGAUUUUUCCAGCAUCUGCAGUUCCUUCUUAAACAUGUAGUGUAGGAUCAUCAGUGACAUCACGGAAAAGCCAACGUAUUUUUGACUUCUGCACCUUUUUCUGUGUAGAUAUGUUUGGCUUCACCUUGGUUUGAGGAAACCAAGUUAUUUGCCCCCAGAAUCAUUGUUACUUCUAGUUGCUGCUGUCAAAGAGUUUAUUACCAAAACAUCUUUGGCAGGGAACUCGGAUUGCUGUAUCUGGAGCGCAAUGUCUGUGUAUAUUAUCCACUACCCAGGCACAAGUCCAUUGUCUUUCAAUUCUAUGGCCCAAAAAUAUAUAACAGUAGAGGGGAAGACAUUCAGUCUUACAUUGAUAAUUUAGUUCUAUAUUUUAAGGAUGGGGAAUUUCCACAAAUAUAUCUGACUGUCCUUUCAUUUUCUCCCCCAUCAGAUAGUGUAAUGGAUGCACAUGGCCAGAAUGUAGACACAAAAUGCUGGAGUAACUCAGCAGAACAGCCAGAAUUUAGUAAGCAGUAUUACAUUGAAGGAAAUGCAGAUGCUGGUUUACAGCGAAGAUAGACACACAGUGCAGGAGUAGCUCAGUGGGACAGGCAGCAUCUCUGGAGGGAAGGACCCUGCCAUAUCUCUAGUCUCCCUCUCCCCUGACUCUCAGUUGAAGAAGGGUCUCGAUCCAAAACAUCACCCAUUCCUGCUCUCCAGAGAUGCUGCCUGUACCGCUGAAUUGCUCAGCAUUUUGUGUCCAUCUUCGGUGUAAACCAGCAUCUGCCGUUCCUCCCUAGACAUCUGGACAGAUGUUGUGUUUAUCUUACAUUGUGGAGGACAGUAUUUUAUAUAUAAUUAUCACAUGCAUGUCUGGUUAUUUUUUAAUUCCCACUUUCUAACCCCCCUUCCCCCCCCCCAACUAAAAUAGGAAAUACGGUGUGUGAUAAUUGCUCCUCGUAAUAAAAAUACUUACAGAAAUGUACAAGGGGACCCACUGUAGAAGCAAUUUGCUUUAAUCCAAUGAUCAGGUCUCUGAACAAUAGUUACACGACUGACUGUCGACUUGUUGCACACAAAUGUUAAUUAGCAACAAAGCUUCUGGAUUUACGGAUAACUGCAGCAAUGGAAAUCCUUCCAGCUCAUCUCACUUAUAGAAUAAAUUUAAACAUCGACUGAAGAGCCACUCGGUGCUGUUCUGAUUUGUUUAGUGGCAGCUCUGAUCAGUAGCGACCUGCACUUGGGUGAAAGCAAAAUGUUCCCAGAUGGUGUUUCUUCUUUCUUUUAAAUAACAUUAGCCGAGCUUUCUUUUAUUGCUUUUGAAUGGAGUUGAUACGUCUGGAGAGAUUUCACUUUCACUUCUUGAGGCAAUGUGUUGUAAUCCUCGAUAGAAACGUCCUGUUAUGUGGAGGCAGUAACUUGUCACAAUAAAUGCUCGAAGUGGU
Messenger RNA from Leucoraja erinaceus (little skate), 3985 nucleotides. It is a transcript of the gene ap2s1, whose product is annotated as adaptor related protein complex 2 subunit sigma 1. Bases 174 to 602 code for a protein of 142 amino acids. Gene Ontology annotation, cellular component: intracellular membrane-bounded organelle; membrane coat; AP-2 adaptor complex. Lineage: Eukaryota; Metazoa; Chordata; Chondrichthyes; Rajiformes; Rajidae. The transcript has 5 exons. Gene Ontology annotation, molecular function: clathrin-cargo adaptor activity. Gene Ontology annotation, biological process: clathrin-dependent endocytosis; intracellular protein transport. The record is from RefSeq and is a predicted model, not a curated record.